This is a messenger RNA of Ambispora gerdemannii, 3105 nucleotides long. NCBI's taxonomy places the organism in Eukaryota, Fungi, Glomeromycota, Glomeromycetes, Archaeosporales, Ambisporaceae. The record is from the annotation of a GenBank genome assembly.
AUGCCCCCGAAUAGGAAAGAUGUGGCUAACCAAAACCCUCAGGACAGGGGAAGGGAAGACGAACUUGACGAUAAUAAUGAACCAGAUAAUGAUGACUUAACAGCUGGAUUGGCUGAAAAUGCAUCAGAGGUACCUAACGACGACAUGGAGGAUGAUGAUCUCUUGCUAGACGAUUCAUUGUCGCCAUUAGAAAAAAUUUUCCUGUUUGCCAAAAGUGAAGCAGUAUUCCAUAGAGUGUAUAUUGCAAAAGAACUUUCAAUGCUGAUAAAAGAUGUCGAGAUAAGUGAUGCCGUAGAAUUUCUAUUGCCAUUAAUGAAUUCCUUGGGAACUGACCCAGAUGACGCAGUAAGAGAAGCUUUCGCCCCUGAAUUGGAUAAAAUUAUAUGGUUCUUUUAUUCUCAUUGUCCCAUAAAAGAACCUACACCAGAAACGACGGCUACGAUCAUACCAUAUGAAAUUAAAGAUUCCAUUCCACCAAGACCUCAUACACCUCAAAGGCCGUCAACACCUCGAGACAGGUCUCAAAACCCACAACGACCACAAACGCCAAAACCCGAAUCUUCAGUACUCCCAUCAAGAUCACAAACUCCUACCACUACCACCGCUGCCACGCCUAAUCCACCUUACUUAUCCCCACAAUCGUUCACACCGCUUCUUCACGCUCUUCUUCUUGAUCAGAAUACCGGUAUUGCAACUGCGGCACAGAAUGUUGUGUUGUCGUUGGUGGGAAAAAUUUUGGAGGAUACAGAAGUCAACGCCAAGGAUAAAGAGUACCUGGAGAAAGAGACGCUGGAAGGGGUGGUGUUGGGUAUUGGUCGUUUGGAUCAAGAAAGAGCGAAACGUGAAGAAACAGGCGAAUGGGAUAAUGAUAAUGAUGAUCAGAGCAUUAAUGGAGUGGCUGGUAGUGAGGAGGAAGCAGAAUUGGGGAGGAUGACAAUGAUGUCGCUAAUUUCUGCAUUAGCGUCAAUUGUUGGUCCUGAAAGGUCAACUCGAUUAUUUAUUCCCGAAAUAGACAAAUUAGCUGAAGAACCAGUGUUUUACGUAAGGAAGGAAGCAGCUAUGGCUGUUGGUGGUUUAGCUAGUAUAGUGCCACUUGAUGUAAUUACUACAAAAUUGCUUCCCAUAUACGACCAUUUCUCAACCGACCCGAUUUGGCAUGUGCGACGUUCAUGUUGCCUAGUGCUUCCCACAAUAUGCUCUCGCCUACCACCAGAAAUGAAGUCCGAUCGAGCAAUCAAGGGCAUCGACCUAUUCGCCGGCGAUGUCAGUCGUAGUGUUCGAUCGGCUGCCGGUGAAAUCAUCGGUGAACUAAUUGCAACCUUUCAGCCAGGUGGUGAAGUACCCGAGAAAUUAGUUCAACAUUUCCUUAGUUUGGGACCGGGGAGGGAUACUUCGUUGGGUAGUACUGCCAUUAAUAGCACUUUGGCUUCUUAUGGAUUAAAUCAACGAGAUCCUGAGCGUCCAUAUAUAUGUUCUUAUAAUUUUCCAGCUGUUGUAUUGACACUGGGUCCUAGUCGCUGGGAUGAUUUAAAAGAAACUUAUGCUUCUUUAACACGUGAUCAGCAGAACAAAGUACGACGGUCCCUAGCCUGUUCGCUACACGAAAUCGCAAAAGUAGUAGGUUCGGAAAAGACCGAACGUGACCUACUGAGCGUAUUUGCAUACUAUCUUGCCGAUCAGGACGAGGUGAAAUCCGGCCUGUUGGAACACUUGGCGGCAUUUAUUGAAUGCUUGCCCGAAAAAACUCGUAAUGAUUAUUUGCCGUCGUUGAAUGAAGUGUGGGACGGGGUAAAGAACCAUUGGCGGUUGCGAGAUGUUAUUGCAAAACAAAUACCAGCUCUCUGUCGACUAUUUGAUAGUCAAAGUGUAAUGAAUCAUAUACUGCCGUUGACAAUUAGGGCUGUCAAGGAUGUGAUUGCUAGUGUCCGAGAAACUGCUGUCAGCUGUUUCCCAACAUUGUUUGAUGUGGUAAGAAAUGACAACACAUGCUACAACGAACUAAUAAAUCAAGUAAAGCAAUUUGCGACAGAUGCUGGAUUCCGAGGGCGAGUUGUAUAUGUUCAGAUUGUUAAUGCAUUAAUUUCGAAAAACACAAUAUCGAAAAUCGAGUUCGAGACCCAUUUUUUGCCGGCACUUGUAAGUCUUGCAUCCGAUCGUGUAUCAAAUGUGAGAAUUGUGCUUGCUCGAUUAGUCAGCGAUAUUUGUCGGUCAGAGCGAGGCUACGCAAAUCCAUCUACUCGACCUAUAGAAGCGAACGAACUAAUAAAACUGCUAGCACAAGAUUCAGACGUGGAUGUACGAGCAUUCGUCUAUUCGUUAUUACCGCCUGAAGAGCGAGCAUCUCUGCUGCUUUCAUCAUCGUCAGCAUCCUCAGCUAAAAAUUCGAUUGAGAAAACCGAAAACGGCCUGCUUCAUAACAAUAAAGAGAAAGAUGAUACCUCAAUAAAUUCCCCCAAUAUACAUCAGAUGACUGACGACAUGGCAAUUGAUGAGCCAAACGAUCAAGAAAAUGGACUCCUUGAUGAUGAUGAUUCUUCAAAUGCAAUGAUGGGUGAGAUUCCGAUUGCAUUUAUCGGGAUCACUGGUGAUGCUAUGGAAAUUGAUGAUAAGGUGACGAUGAAUGAAUCGUCUAUGCCAUCUUCCACUUUAUCAUCGUCGUCGAAUCCAGUUUUUGACUCGUUGAAAGCUAUGCAGGAAAAAGGAGAGCAAGCUCAUUCACAGGAUAACGACACUAUUAACGAACCUGAAAUUAGUGCAAUGAACAUUUCUCUUGAUGAUGAUGGUGGUGGCGAUGGACAAAAUGCCACGGAGCAUGAUAUUAAUCAUGGACAAUUAUCUUCUGAUGUUGCUAAUAUUAAUACUAUAUCAUCGACUCUACCAUCUUUAGCUUCAAGUAUGACAACAAUAGAUAGUGAUUUGAUGACAACGACAACUGCUUUGCAUUCAGAUUCUUUAUUUACCAUCCCCUCUUUGGAAGAGGAAGAAAGGAUUAUUAAAAAAUUUGCCAAUCCCUCUUUGGAAGAGGAGGAAACAUCUGUAGUUACGGGUUCUCCCUCGAAUCACGUAGACAGUGUUGUCAUGCUAUCCGAAGCCGAAAACACUUAA